Molecule: messenger RNA, 2070 nt
Organism: Peromyscus maniculatus bairdii (prairie deer mouse)
Lineage: Eukaryota; Metazoa; Chordata; Mammalia; Rodentia; Cricetidae
Product: anthrax toxin receptor-like
Cellular component (GO): cell surface; plasma membrane
Molecular function (GO): transmembrane signaling receptor activity
Source: RefSeq, a predicted model, not a curated record
UGGGGGCAGGGUUGUGCAGGCAGUGAGAGGCAGAAUACCCCCAGAGCAGCUAGGUCCCCGGUCCCUACGGUCUGAGGCCACCACGUGGAGAACAGCAGUGAACAUUAGCGAGAGGACAUAAGGGCUAUCGUCCCUAAGUUCGGGCAGAGGCAGCAGAGAAGGAAGUCAGAGGUAGCCUGUCAUCCGCCUAUCUGGGACCUUACAAAGACCACCAUGAAAACAGUGGGAUGCCCUCCAGUACCUCACUCUGUGCUCUUCCUGCUGACGUUACUUCCAUCACUGCUCAGCACAGGGAACUUCCUGUACCAGUACCAUGAUUGGGAAAACUACCCUGGACUGGGCUUGGGCUCAAGAAAUUUCCGCCACCCCACAGCCCAGAGCCUAAAGUACAUGUGGCGUCGAAAGAAUUCGAAGCCGCAACCAUGCCAGGCCACCCCUGACAUCUACUUUGUCCUGGAAAAGUCUGAGCGCAUGUCACGAGCCUGGCCGCACGUUCACAAGUUUGUGGAGGAUAUGGUAAAGAGGCUGUCAAACCAGGAUCUGCGGGUGUCCAUCAUCACCUACUCCUGUAAGGGCAACGUCAUCCUACCCCUCACUGGAGACAGAGAAGAGAUCCUUAAGGGUGUUGAAAGAUUGAAGUAUAGCAUACCGGCAGGACACGAACACCUUUACCGAGGACUGCGGAAGGCACAUAGGCAGAUAAGAAAGGCAUACCCAGGAGGUGUCCAUCGUCCCAGCAUGAUCAUCUCCUUGCUCAACAGCCCUCUGGAUGAUGAUGCCUAUCAGUAUUCAGUGGAAGAGGCUGACGAAGCUCGGAGGAUGGGAGCAUCUGUUUACAGUGUGGGUGUGGGCAACUCUAAGAAAGAUCAGAUAGAAGGAAUUGCAGACAAACCAGAAAAUGCAUUUCCAAAUACGAAAGCCGAACAUCUGAAUGACCUCAUUUUCCCACUAGCUUCCAAGGCCUGUCCAUCCCUUACGUCUUUAGAUACACGGAUUAUAUGUAUCAGAGAAUCAAACCCGGUGGUAAUUCGUGGAUAUGGCUUUGACUUUGCCAUGCGUCAAGAAGAGGUUAUUUGCAGGUUCUAUUUCAGUGACAUUGAUAUGAGUUUCAAAGAUGUAAAAGCCUUCAAUCUAACCAAGACUACGGUUACUUGUCCUGGACCGAUCGUAGAGGAACCAGGGAAAGUGAUCCAUGUUCUACUCAGCCUGGACAAUGGAAAGAACUUCCUGAAUAAAAAUUUAUUCGUUGCCAGCAAGCUAUGUGGCAAAUCCUCCACUACAGCGGGAGCCACCACAACCACUAGGGAACUCACAACUAGAACAACAAGCACGACCACCACUACAACUACCACCAUGAUGAUCCCGCCUACCACGAACACCCGGCCGACAACCACCGUCCCUACCACCCGGCUGGUCACAAAGGAACUGAAGCCAAGCAUCGAUAGAUUCAUUUUUGCCCCUAUACUCCUGACCCUGCUGCUGACUGUGUUGCUGAUGGGCUGUUUCUGGCAGUUGUGUUGCCUUCCGCCUGUUGUGGAACUGCCCCCACCUAAGCCCCAACCACAGCCCAAAAAGAAGAAACAGCCCCCUCCUCCAGUGUCUCCUCCAGCACCACCUGUAAAUCCACCCCCCAUUGUGAUCAUCUGCUGCUGUACCUGUGGUAGCCUGUCCGUGAGCAGAGAUGUGGAGGGCAAUGUGACCGUGUGCAACUUCAACCCCCACAGCUGCCACCAGUUGCCACUGAUGUGGCCUCAGACUGAUGACCAGGGGCUGUGCACCAACUUUGCCCUCCUGAAGGCCCUCUGUGCUCAGGACCCCCGUGGCCCCAAGGCCAUCCUGCCACCCAGCCACGAGUGUCCGCCUCUAGUCUCCUGUUCUCAGUGCAGCCAGUUCCCAGGCAGCUGCUCCAGGCUUCCGUCCAGGUUGCAGUUGCUCACCCCCUCUUUCCAGAGUUCCACGGUCACUCCAGCCCACUGAGUGAGCUGCCACAGAGCCAAGGCUGAGAGGGCUUGGCUGCUGUGCCCUGUGUAUCAGGGUGAGGAUUUUAAUAAAAGAAAUAGUAGAUUGGAA